Molecule: messenger RNA, 802 nt
Organism: Octopus sinensis (East Asian common octopus)
Lineage: Eukaryota; Metazoa; Mollusca; Cephalopoda; Octopoda; Octopodidae
Product: UPF0598 protein CG30010
Exons: 3
Coding region: 108-731 (207 amino acids)
Source: RefSeq, a predicted model, not a curated record
CGAGCUUCUUGAAUUAAGAUUACUUUGUCCGCCUUGCGCAUGCUCACUCCAACAAUCUCGCGCCAUCCCCCGCGACCUGCUCAUAACAUUGUUUAUGCUUUUAUACAAUGUUGAAAAUACUUUUACGAUCCCGAGCGUCGGCGGCGCCUUUAUUCCGUUCAUUCAGGAAUCUUCAUUACAUUCAAGGCCAAUCUCCGGAACCCAACAUACGAGAAUACUUCUAUUAUAUCGAUCACCAAGGCCAGUUAUUUUUACAUGAUGCUAGAAUAAAGAAUUUCACUUCUUGCUUCAAAGAAAAAAGAUUUAUUGAAUUCUUCUUCAAACGACUUCGUUUAAACAAGACACAAAGAUAUCCUGAUUUCCCAUAUAUUUCUCUGUGUGGCAGAGAAAGAAAUUUCAUCAGCUGUGAUGAUAAGCCUAUUGUUUAUCUUGAGCUUGUAAAAGACUCAGCAACUACUGACUAUUUGUAUUAUGGAGGGUAUAAAGCUGAUUUAAAAGUACCCUUUGAACCCACAGAACUAUGCAUGUUACCCAGCAAUGGUCGGGUGUAUUACCCAACAAAAGAUCUUUACGGAGGAAUUGGACUAAUCAAAUCUAAAAUAGCUAUAGAACUGAGUCAGUAUUUUGUUUUUGAGAAUGGUGAAUUGGAACCUCCAACACAUAUAGAUUGGAAUAAUCAAAGACAUGAACUUUCUAAUAAACUUCUUCCACUUCUUGGAGCAAAAGAUUAAAAAAAAUAUUUUUAUAUUUUAUUAGUGCUGGAAAUGAAAUAAAGAAAAUCUAAAUUAUUUUUUAAAAUUUA